Molecule: messenger RNA, 672 nt
Organism: Lottia gigantea (owl limpet)
Lineage: Eukaryota; Metazoa; Mollusca; Gastropoda; Lottiidae
Exons: 3
Source: RefSeq, a predicted model, not a curated record
UUGUUUACCACACUCAGCUCUUGUUUCAUUAACAUAGCUGUUGUUCACCACCCCCAGGUCUUGUUUGCCACCCACAAUACUUGUGUAACACCCACAAUUCUUGUUUGCCACCCUAAGCUCUCGUUCACCUACUUAGUUGUUGUUCACCAUCCCCAGCUCUUGUUUACCACCAUCAGCUAUUGUUCACCACCCUGGGUUAUUUUUACCACCCUAGCUUUUGCCAACCCUCCGUUCCGGUUUACCACCCGCAGAUCUUGUUUACCACUUCCAGCUCUUGUUCACCGCCCUCAGCUCUUGUUUACCACCCCCAAUACUUGUUUACCACUCACCAUUCUUGUUUGCCAACCUCAACUUUUGUUAACCACCUUAAGCUCUUCUUCACCAGCCGAAGCUCUUGUUGUUGUUAACCACUCUCGGAUCUUCUCCCGUUUACUACCCAAAAAUCUUGUUUACUGCCCUCAGCUCUUGUUUACCACCCUCGGUCUUUCUUUACCACUCGUAGGUCUAGUUUACCACCCCCCGUUCCUGUUCACCACCCGCAGUUCUUGUUUACCACUUCCAGCUCUUGUUCACCACCCUCACAUCUUGUUUACCACCCCCAAUACUUGUUUACCCCUGACGAUUCUUGUGUACCAUCGACAAUUCUUGUUAACCACCUCAGCUUUUGCUUAA